AUGAACAAUAUCAUCCAGGCGGCCCCCGUGCACUACCCCACAUCAUCAGCCUCGAGCCUCGAGGUCUUCCGUGCGCACCGCAACUACAGCCUGAACAGCGAUCACAGCCACCCGCCGGCGUAUGACGAGGAGCGUGCACCACCUCGUUAUGUUGAUCCACUGACAGAGGCCGCUCUCGAGGGUGACAGGGGGGAGGAUCGGAGGAAAAAGAGGAAGGCGCUCAGGGUUCGCUAUGCAAAAAUUGCGGGAAGCGCUCUGAUUGUGGUCUUGGUGACCUUGCUUAUUGCCGGGGUUGUGAGCAAGUUCCAGACUGUAAGGCAAGGACUGGGCCAGGACGAUACCAAGGACAAUGGCCGAGACGAGAAGGAUCUACCUACGAUGACUAUUACGACAAUGUCGACGGAAACUCCACUGCCAACUGAGACGGCUGUCCUCACUGAUCCGUUGGAACCUUGGGAUUCCUAUCGAGGCCCCAAAGGUGCGCUCGAUACAUUGAAGGAGGUCUUGAACCGGCCGAUGCAGCGAUGGAUGGAUGACGAUGACUUGAUGAACCUUGGCGAACGCUGUGCUCUUGAAGUCAGAAGAAAGAGACCAGGGAUCGAUUCAGCUGCUAUUGUCGCCGUACGGAGAGAGCCUAUGGAGGCAUUGUCGUGUCUAUCAUCGCGUGGGAGCGAGAACGGCUUCAAGACUCCCCUGAUGGAGCUGACGUCACGGAGGUCCGAUGGUGAUGCCAAGCGCAAGGAGCCGUCUGACGGAAACGGCGGCGAGAAGACUGAGUGGAAGAACCCCCGUCAGAGCGGCCACAAGCGCAGUCGCAUGGGCAAGAGCAAGAACUUGGGUCGCGCAGAGUAUGACAACAGUAGGCGCAGUCACAAGGACUACCACGACCGCAAACGCAUAAAGACGACCAAGGAUGGCGAAACGUUCGAGGAGGCUCCCAAGCCGAACCCCUUCUUCACCGAGGAAGAAAUCGCCGCCGAGUCGAAACGGCCCAAGAGGAAGGUCGCCGUCAUGGUGGGAUACUCUGGAUCCGGGUACAAGGGCAUGCAGAUCAAUGGCGACGAGCCGACCAUUGAGCGCGACCUGUUCCGCGCAUUCAUUCGUGCUGGGGCUAUCUCCAAGGCCAAUGCCAACGACCCACGGAAAUCAAGUCUUGUGCGCUGCGCCAGGACGGACAAGGGUGUCCACGCAGCGGGCAACGUGAUCUCCCUCAAGCUCAUUGUGGAGGACGACGACAUCAAGGAGAAAAUCAACUCGCAUCUUCCCGACCAAAUUCGCGUGUGGGGCAUCCAGAGGACAAACAAUGCAUUCAGCUGUUAUCAGGGCUGCGACUCGAGAUGGUAUGAGUACUUGCUGCCCAGCUCGUGUUUGCUGCCCCCACACCCCAAUACAUGGCUGGCCAAGGAAAUUGCGCGGUACGCUCAGGAGCGGGGCUACGAGGAGACUCUGGCCGAAUUGAACUCAGACGUCGCAAGCUUCUGGAGUGAUACCGAGGCCAACAACAUCAAGCCGGUUCUUGACAGCCUGGAUCCCCAGCUGAGGGUACAGGUCUUGGAACAUCUCCACAUUGACGAUGCGCUGGUCGAGAGCGACAAUGAGAAGGCCGAGAAGCACGAUGAAGAGGUCAAGGACAAGAAGCUCGAGCCGCAGACAGGUAUUGCUCUGCAGACCUUCUCCCCCAAGAAGAGGCAGCUUGGACCUUUGGACUUUGCCCUCAAGGACGUCAAGGCUGGCUACGUUGCAGCCAAGAGGCGGUACCGUGUCUCACAGGAGCGCAUGCAGCGUCUGCAGGACAUUCUGCACAAGUAUGUCGGCACACACAUCUUCCACAACUACACCGUUCAGAAGAAUGCGCAGGAUCCCAGCGCCAGGCGGCACAUCAAGUCCUUUGAGCUCAACCCGAAACCCAUCAUCAUUGGGAACACUGAGUGGCUGAGCCUCAAGGUCCACGGGCAGUCCUUUAUGAUGCACCAGAUUCGCAAAAUGGUCGGUCUGGCCACUCUCAUGGUUCGCUGCGGCACCCCGCUCGAGCGUGUGGAGGAGAGCUACAAGGCACAGAAAAUGGCGAUUCCCAAGGCCCCUGGACUGGGCCUGCUUCUCGAGCGACCAGUGUUCGAGGGGUACAACCGCAAAGCUGUCGAGAUUGAGCGCGAGACGAUUGAUUUCGGCAAGUACGAAGAGGAGCUGCUCGCGUUCAAGGAAAAGCAUAUAUACCAACGCAUUUUUGAGACAGAGGAGCAGGAGAACUUGUUCCAUGCGUUCUACAAUCAAAUCGAUCAGUUUAAGGCGAACCACUUCUUGUGGCUGACCGCUGGCGGUCUUGAUGUGGCGAAGCUAGUUGGCGUCGCGCAAGCCGACGUGGACAAGCAGUUGGAAGGCGACGGCGGGGACGAGGACGAGGACCCGGAGAACGGUGAGGGUUAG
This is a messenger RNA of Emericellopsis cladophorae, 2424 nucleotides long. Its product is annotated as tRNA pseudouridine38-40 synthase. The record is from RefSeq and is a predicted model, not a curated record. Gene Ontology annotation, biological process: tRNA pseudouridine synthesis; mRNA pseudouridine synthesis. Gene Ontology annotation, cellular component: nucleus. The transcript has 5 exons. Lineage: Eukaryota; Fungi; Ascomycota; Sordariomycetes; Hypocreales; Bionectriaceae. Bases 1 to 2424 code for a protein of 807 amino acids. Gene Ontology annotation, molecular function: pseudouridine synthase activity; RNA binding.